CAUCAGUCGCUCAGACCUCACUGCAAUAUCAAUAUCUUUAGCUUCUCCUAAGAAAAAAUCAAGAAAAUAUCACCAUGAACUUCUACAACAUCUUCGUUUUCGUCGCUCUCAUUCUGGCCAUCACCAUUGGACAAUCGGAAGCUGGGUGGCUGAAGAAAAUUGGCAAGAAAAUCGAACGCGUUGGUCAGCACACUCGGGAUGCCACAAUCCAGGGACUGGGAAUCGCUCAACAAGCCGCCAAUGUCGCCGCAACUGCCCGAGGUUGACCACGAUGAUUAUUUAUAAUUAUUUAUUUAAAGAUCUAUUUAUUCUGUUGCUCCCUGUAAAUAAAACAAUUUU
Messenger RNA from Drosophila melanogaster (fruit fly), 339 nucleotides. It is a transcript of the gene CecA1, whose product is annotated as cecropin A1. The record is from RefSeq and is marked reviewed. NCBI's taxonomy places the organism in Eukaryota, Metazoa, Arthropoda, Insecta, Diptera, Drosophilidae. The coding region runs from base 75 to 266 and encodes 63 amino acids. Gene Ontology annotation, cellular component: extracellular region. The transcript has 2 exons. Gene Ontology annotation, biological process: antibacterial humoral response; defense response to Gram-negative bacterium; defense response to Gram-positive bacterium.